AUGUUUACAGCGGCCCUUCGACCCUUAUCGAACCCCACCUUCCUGCGCCCAUCGUUAACCCGAUUCAUGAGUGUGGGCCUCGAUGGUGCAUAUCGUCUUGUGGCGUUCAUUGUACUCAUACUAGCUCUACUGUGGACUAACCUCGAGAGACCAAUACCGAUCUCCCACUACACUUCCCUCAACAGACUCAACUUCAAUCUCACAGUCGAUGACAUCAAGUCUCAGACCGCUGACCUCAUCAAGGAGUCCACAGACAUGCACAACCGUCUGGCCUCUUUAAAAGGUUCCGAUAUCACCGUCGAAAACGUCCUCGGAGUCCCCAACGAGUUUUGGGUGGACUUUUACCCCCGUUACAGUUCCAUGGAAUUCCUUCAAAACGUCUCCCCCGAUAAGGAGGUCAGAGAAGCGAGUUCCGAGGCCGAUCAAAAACUAUCGGAGCACCUCGUGGAGAUGUCCAUGCGUAAGGACGUCUUUGAUGUCCUAGUGGCCCUGCAGGGCCAGCACCCUGAGAUGGAUUCGGAGAGUGAAAGGUUGCUCGAUCGUUCAAUCAAGGAAGGCAAACGUAAUGGCCUUCAUCUGGAUGAGGCUACUAGGGAGGAAAUUGAGAAGAUAAAGAAGAGGAUGUCCGAGCUCUCAAUCAAGUUCAGUAAAAACCUCGGCGAGGAAAACACUGUACUGGAGUUCAGUAAGGAGGAGUUGGAAGGUAUGCCCGACGAUUUCCUCGAGACCUUGGAUAAAACAGAGUCCGGCAAAUACAAGGUUACACUAAAGUACCCCCAUUACAUCCCCAUAGCCAAGAAGUGCAAGGUCCGUGAGACCAGGAGAAAAAUGGACUUCGCCUUCAACAAUCGUUGUGCUGAUGAAAAUACGGAGAUCCUUGCUGAGCUCGUGAAGCUGAGGAAGGAGAGGGCUGGAAUCUUGGGGUUUCCUUCGCAUGCUGAUUUUGCCACUGAGCUUAAAAUGGCCAAGAAUGCGCCAACGGUCAGAGACUUCCUCCACGGUAUUGAGGAUAAAGUGAAGCCCCGUGGUGAGAGCGACAUGAAACUUUUGAAGGAACUUCUCACCGUCAACAUUCCUCCUCCUUCGCUUCAGGGCGCGUCGAUGGAAGAAGCUCUCGAUUCCUACGAUCUGAGCUACUACCGCAAUCUCGUCGAGGAAAAGAACUAUUCUGUUGAUCAGCUCCUUAUACAGGAGUACUUCCCAUUCGAACACGUCCUUAAGACUCUCCUGGAACUCUAUGAGAGCAUUCUCGGUCUGAAAUUCAUCAGAGUCACCGACCAACCCGUUUGGCAUGAAGACGUCGUGUGUUUGGCUGUGAAUGAUGCCGCUGAUGGCCACUUUAUCGGCUAUUGUUACAUGGACAUGUUCCCUAGGGACGGCAAGUACUCUCAUGCGGCGCUGUUCCCUCUACAGCCCAAUGUCGUCUACAAUGGUAAGAGGAGUUAUGGCGUUUGCUCCCUAGUGUGCAACUUCACCAAGUCUACUCCAAAGAAACCAUCCCUCCUCACUCACGAUGAAGUAGUCGUCACUUUCUUCCACGAGUUCGGUCAUUGCAUGCAUCACAUCUGCGCUGAAAACGUCAAAUUUGCCGAGUUUGCUGGCACCAGUGUGGAGCAGGACUUCGUCGAAUGCCCCUCGCAGAUGUUGGAGAAUUGGUGUUGGGAGAAGGAUAUUUUGAAGCGUUUAUCGCGCCACUACAAGACCCAGGAGCCGCUCCCCGACGACCUCAUCGAGAAGCUGAUCAAAUCGCGGGAUGCCAAUGAGGGCAUCAACACUCAGAGGCAGUUGGUCUUUGACAACUUCGAUCAGACCAUUCAUGGAGUGGCCCCACCGAGUGAUAUAACUUCGACCUUCAACGACAUAUCCCUGCAGACUAUGGGUGUGAGGCAACAAGAGGGCAGUCACUUUCCCGCUACCUUCGGCCACAUGUGCGGUUAUGAUGCAAAAUAUUACUCCUACUUGUGGGCUGAAGUGUUCGCUGAUGAUCUUUUCUUGAGCAAGUUCAAGAAGCCCAACAACCUCCUGAAUCCUGAGACGGGGAUGGAGUAUAGGAGGACCAUCUUGUCCCGUGGUGGUGCUGUAGACGCCUCGGAGAUGCUCAAGGAGUUCCUCGGUAGAGAACCCAAUCAGGAUGCCUUCCUGGAAAUGAAGGGUCUCAAGGCCUGA
Messenger RNA from Perkinsus marinus ATCC 50983, 2166 nucleotides. RefSeq names its product Thimet oligopeptidase, putative. Bases 1 to 2166 code for a protein of 721 amino acids. The record is from RefSeq and is a predicted model, not a curated record. The transcript is spliced from 21 exons. Gene Ontology annotation, cellular component: mitochondrial intermembrane space. Lineage: Eukaryota; Perkinsozoa; Perkinsida; Perkinsidae. Gene Ontology annotation, molecular function: metalloendopeptidase activity. Gene Ontology annotation, biological process: proteolysis; peptide metabolic process.